AUGCUAGCACUACCCCGGAGAUGGCUCCGGCAGCUUUCGUAUGCGGGAGUUCUCCUUGUGUUUGCGUCGUUCCUUCUUCUUGUCGCCAACAAGAAGAGGUUCAUUCGCUUGCAGGACUACAUCGAUGUGGAUUACAUGCCCCAAUACUUUCAGCCGCCUUCUGAUGCGUAUAUCGUGGACUUGGCCAUUGGUUCUUGCGCGAACUACAAUAAAUUAUUGAAGAAGCCCCACUGUGGGCUUCCGUCCGAUAAGGAAGGAAAACAUGGCGACUUGGGCUCGAGUGGUGGCUGGAUCCGUGUCAACAAAAACUUGCUUUUGGGCUCUUCGUGGGUUUGGGCGUCGUACUUGCUGGUGAAAGAGAUACAACCAGAGUAUCAUGAAAAGCAUGGCGACACGGUGAUUGUGGAUGUGUGGGUUGCAAAUCCAGAGGAAGAUUGUCGUGUGAAGGGUAAUAAGAAAUGCAUUCCCAAGAAGAUCUUGGAAGAGAUCCACAAGACGCGGGUUUUUGAUGACGAAGAUCUUGCACAAUUACAGGAGCAAACGAAAGAUAUAAAGGGCCAGGUUGAAAAUGGCGAGGGGAAACCAGCCCCUGAAGAACUUGAGAAAAUGUACGAACCCAAGGGUGGAAACGAGGGUACCAGUGAGUCUGAUGAGGAAGACGAAGAGAAGACGAAAGAGAAAGAAGAGGAAAAAGAGAAAGAAGAGGAAAAAGAGAAAGAGGAGGAAGAGAAAGAAGAGAAAAAAGAAAAGGAAAAGGAGGGAAAGGAGAAAGAGAAACAUAGCAAAGACGAAGAAAAUAAAGAAGAAAAGUCAAAACGCGACAAAGAAUCUUCUCGUCAUGACCUUGAAGGCUAUUUGUUGAUUCCCUCGCAAAAGAAAUUGGACGAAUCAGGAUGGAAAAAGCUCUCGCACGGAGUUUGGGUCAAGUACGGCCCGGCCACAGAAAAUGCCGUCACAGGAAUUGAUGUUCUCUUCGGUCCCGAUGCCGUUGACCCUCGUCCCAACUGGGAUCUCUUGCCACACCCACUAAAAGACAUAGGCGGUCCAGCUGGUAUGGAGCCACGUUUGACCAUCCGUUAUGGACGGAGAUUGAACUACAAGAGCAAAGAGUACCAACCGCCACUUAAGUUUUCGUCUGAAGGUACAUUCAAGAUUCUUCAGGUAGCUGAUUUGCAUUUUUCUACUGGAGUAGGAAAAUGUAGAGACCCUGUCCCAGCUUCUAGUGCUAAAGGGUGCGAGGCGGAUCCUAGGACUUUACGCUUCAUUAAUGAGGUGUUGGACAUUGAAAAGCCUGAUUUCGUGGUGAUGACUGGCGACCAGGUGUUUGGUCAGGCUGCACCUGAUCCCGAAACUGCGUUAUUCAAAGCUGUCUCGCCUUUCGUGCAGCGGAAAAUCCCUUUUGCCAUUACUUUAGGUAACCAUGACGACGAAAGCGUUUUAUCACGCGAACAAAUGAUGAAACUAGCUUCGUCCUUGCCAUAUUCCCACGCUUCUGUUGGCCCACAGGAAGUGGAUGGAUUUGGAAAUUACGCUCUCGCAGUGGAAAGUAGUAAACUGAAGAAGGCUGGCGCUGCGUUGUACUUUUUGGACAGUCACAGCUAUUCCAAACAACCUAAAACAAACCCCGGUUAUGACUGGUUCAAAGAUAGCCAAAUAACGUGGCUCGAAUUAGAGUCAGCAGGUCUUCAGGAAGAAGCUGGUGCGCCGAAAGGGCUGCUUCUCAGCAUGGCCUUUUUCCACAUUCCCAUCCCCGAGUUCCGCGAAACUGCGGACCGGCCAUUCAUAGGCCAGAUGCGUGAGGGCGUAGCGGGCCCCAAGUACCAUGUCGAUAUCAGAGCAGCAUUUGGUAUUGCAGGUAUUCAUGUGGCAUCUGUAGGACAUGAUCAUGCUAAUGACUACUGUUUGCUCAACGAACAGGACCGCGAGACAGAGUACCACCACAAAAUGUGGCUUUGUUACGGCGGCGGAGCAGGUGAAGGAGGUUAUGGUGGAUACGAUGGAUACAUUCGCCGUGUACGUGUGUAUGAACUUAACCAAGAGGCCAAAGAGGUGAGAACAUGGAAACGCGCGGAGAAUAAUCCAGGAGAGAUGUUUGACAGGCAAGUGAUUGUGAAAGAUGGCGAGACCUUGGGCAGUGUUAACGAGUUUUAG
Molecule: messenger RNA, 2151 nt
Organism: Clavispora lusitaniae ATCC 42720
Lineage: Eukaryota; Fungi; Ascomycota; Pichiomycetes; Serinales; Metschnikowiaceae
Product: phosphoprotein phosphatase
Cellular component (GO): cytoplasm
Molecular function (GO): phosphoprotein phosphatase activity
Source: RefSeq, a predicted model, not a curated record